Messenger RNA from Sorghum bicolor (sorghum), 2714 nucleotides. RefSeq lists its product as uncharacterized. The record is from RefSeq and is a predicted model, not a curated record. The transcript has 6 exons. Lineage: Eukaryota; Viridiplantae; Streptophyta; Magnoliopsida; Poales; Poaceae. Gene Ontology annotation, biological process: protein transport. The coding region runs from base 276 to 2327 and encodes 683 amino acids.
UUCUUCUCCACUACCUCCACCCAGCCCAGCCAUCUUCCCCACCCCACCACCUCCACCACCUCUCUCUCUCCUUCCUUUUUCUCUUCUCUUUCUGAUGCUUUGACGCCACAGCUCGCAGCUUUGGCCGCCUCUGUUGUCUGCCUCCCACCACUACCACCACCUCCUCCUCCUCCUCUGCCACUGGUUAAAGCAGAGGGAGGAGCUGCAGGAGGAGAACCGAAGAAGGCAACAGAGAAGCGCAGGAGAGGGGGACCGAGGGAGCGGCUGCGGGCAAGAUGUUUGACAGUUUGCUCAACUCCAAGUUCUACAACAAAUGCAAGCACGCAAUCAAGUGCACCCGGACUCGGCUGGAUCUGCUGCGGCGGAAGAAGCAAGCCAUGGUCAAGUUCCUCAAGAAGGACGUCGGCGACCUCCUCACCAGCGGCCUUGAAUCGCACGCCUUCGCACGGAUGGAAGGGCUGAUAGUUGAGAUGAACCAAGCAUCGUGCUAUGAUAUGAUAGAGCAGUACUGCGAAUAUAUUGUGAAGCAGCUCAACCACAUGCAGAAAGAGAGUGAAUGCCCUCAGGAAGCCUUGGAAGCUGUGUCUACUCUAAUAUUUGCUGCUGCUAGAUUUCCUGAUUUGCCUGAACUGUGUGACCUCAGACAUAUAUUUACAGAGAAAUAUGGGAGUUCUGUCGAGCCUUUUGUUAAUUCUGAGUUUGUUCAGAACCUCCAGAGUAAAUCAUUUACUAAUGAAGAGAAGUUGCGAGUAAUGAAACGUGUUGCUGAAGAAUUCUCAGUUCCAUUUGAUAGCAGGGCAUUGGAAUGGAAGAUAACUUGUGGCUCUCAAAAUAAGCAUGAUCUUCCAAAGAAGAGUUCACUUAAACAGGAGAUGGAGGCAUCAGCACGAGAAAUCCAAGGAAGAGUUCAUGAAAGAAAAACUAAAGCUAUGCCUGAAGGCUAUGAACAGAAGCAGGAAAUAAACGUAAAGCCCAAAGAUAUCCAUGUUGUUCCUGAUGGCAUUGGUCAGCUAGGCGAAAAAAGCAGAAAGAAGUACUCAGAUAAACCUAGUGAGAAAAAGCACAUGGAUAAUCCUUUGCCUCCUUUGGACAUGAAAGAAAAGAAUGGUCAGAAAGAAAUGAAGAAAUAUGACAAAAAAGAUAGUCACCAUCGGAGGGAACUGAUGGAUGCGGAGGUGUUGGACCUCAAUGGCUUAAAAAAACAGGAUGUUGGUGUAGUGAAACUUUCUGGUGGACCUGAUCGUAGUUGGGGACAUGCUGACUUGGGGCUUAAAACUCUGGGCCUAGAAAAGCAAGAAAUUGAUUCAACUUGCACCUUGAAUGGUAAAACAGUGAACAGGGCUCCUCCUUAUUCUAAGCCCUACAGGGCAUCAAUGGGUGAGAAGGUUGCUGAAGAUAGGCAGCCUGUGCCAGAGAAGGCAGCCAAUAUGCGUCCUCCUUAUGUUAAGCCAAAUUUUGAAAAGCAUGCAAAUCAAGGUGCAAAUGGUUACAAGCUUAGUGGCACUGAAGAAAUAGGCCACCAGAAACGUGAACCUAUUUAUGACCCAGUUUCGGUCAGAAGUAGGAUUCCAAAACCACCUGCACAUGUUGAUGAUUAUGCUGGAAUGGCUAAUGAGGAAAAGAUGGCAAACCAAGCAACUGAUGGCCGAAGAAGACAUUCAAGCAAGAGGAAUGGUGCCUAUGACAAUUAUGAUCAUAAAGGUGGUCAUGUGCUACCCUUAGAAGGCAUGGGGGUCGAUGAUGAUAUCAACAACGCAAGGCCUUUUCACCGAAUUCCUAGUGAGCGAAGAAAGCACAGAAGCAGGCGGAACGGAUCAACAAGUGGCAGUGACUACAAUGGGGCUAGUGAAGACCACGAGUCAGAUGGCGAUGAUGCAAAUACAGCAAUUGAUUUUGGCAAUCUUCUGCCCCGGGCCCCUAGUUCACAUAGGAAACACAGGAGUCGGAGUGCUGAUCCUCGCAAGGGAGGCCGUGAUGAGGAGGAAAAGAUGAUGGAUAAGCUUCUGAUGCACUACAGCAAGAAAGGGCUGGAUAGGGAGGAACACAAAGAAAGAGUCAAAUCCCGGAUCCCACGGCCUCGAGCUGAUCAACGUGCUGAUGAUGGAGCUGGAGAACUGUCUAAUAACAAAGAAGUGGCAUCUGCACAUCGUCCUGAAAGAGCUGUAUCUCUACCUUCAGAAUCCGCAAGCCCGAAGGCGAAGCCAAAGCCGAAAGCCCCUGUUCGGUCCUUGUCCAUGCAGCCAGAAAUGUCAAGAGGGAAUGUGCAUCCAAGCAUGCCAGAUUUCGACGAACUGGCUGCGCGGAUCAGUGCUCUGAGGAACGCAUGAGCUGCCACAGUAGUGUACUGUCUUCUGCAAUGCUUCUGUUCUUUCAGGAACUUGUACCAUUGGAAUCUGAAAUCUGAUGGUGCCUGCGAGUCACGGGAAUAAGGGGACGGACACUCUAGAUGUAAUUGGCCUGCUCUUGCAGCAUUUUAUCUUGGUGGUAUACUUGUUUGUCUUGCUCUGAGUGUGUCUUGGUAGGGUAUUGUCAUCAGGAAGAGUUAAAUGCGGCAAUUCAUAGGGAUACCAUAUACUAUACCAGUAGCCAGCUACAACGAUUUGGAUGUGGUUGUUUCUUGUUGUACUCAUAGAACAAAGAUUGUUGGUGUAUAGAUGCGGCUAUGAUGAUAAAAGAUUUUCUUCUUUUUAUAUAGUUUUCCCUCCAUUUGUUGA